GAACAGUGAACUGGCAAAGGCAAUGCUGUUAACAGCUCGCCGCCUGUCCAAAGUGCUGCAGCUCACCCUGGCGGUCAUGAAACCAGAUGCUGUAGCUCACCCUGUGAUGUUAGAGGCUCUCCACCAGAGAAUCCUGGACAACAACUUUGUGAUUGUUAGAUGCAAAGAUCUUGUGUGGAAGAGACAGGACUCUGAGAGGUUUUACGCCGAACAUUCAGGAAGAUUCUUCUACCAAAGACUUGUUGAAUUCAUGUCAAGUGGUCCGAUGCGAGCGUAUAUUUUAGCCAGAGAGGACGCCAUUCGUCACUGGAGAGAACUUAUGGGACCAACCAAAGUGUUCAGAGCCAGAUACACCUCGCCUGCUACUAUCAGGGCCCAGUUUGGACUCACAGACACACGAAACACAACCCACGGAUCAGAUUCUGUUGAGUCGGCACAAAGAGAAAUCCAUUUCUUCUUUCCAGACUUCAGUGUGGAGGAGUGGGUGGAGAAAGAAGAGCCAUCGUUCAGAUCAGGACAAAUGCAUUACGACCACCAAAAACAGAUCCACACACUUUUAACAAAAAGCUGACCCCAGAACUGCUGUUACAGUCACUGAUCCCCCCCCCAAGGACCACUUAGAAACCCUGCAAUUGUUUGUCAAUUGUUCAUACAAAAAAAUGCAAGCUGCUUGAGAAGAUGCUACAAUCCUACUGGCUAUAUUUAUUGUAUACUGUGUGACGAGCCCAGAAAAGUGCAUGUUUGUCACCAAAGUUCCUCAAAGUGCCAAUAUGUUUAUCCCAUGUUUUUGUCAGUAAAACUGAGUUUCCUUGAACAUGGAAAGAUAUACAGCUUACAAAGUCAUUAAAAGAAGCACCAUAAA
Messenger RNA from Etheostoma spectabile (orangethroat darter), 862 nucleotides. It is a transcript of the gene nme6, whose product is annotated as NME/NM23 nucleoside diphosphate kinase 6. Gene Ontology annotation, biological process: UTP biosynthetic process; negative regulation of cell growth; CTP biosynthetic process. The record is from RefSeq and is a predicted model, not a curated record. Gene Ontology annotation, molecular function: nucleoside diphosphate kinase activity. Gene Ontology annotation, cellular component: mitochondrion. The transcript has 6 exons. NCBI's taxonomy places the organism in Eukaryota, Metazoa, Chordata, Actinopteri, Perciformes, Percidae. Bases 23 to 571 code for a protein of 182 amino acids.